This is a messenger RNA of Entrophospora candida, 1899 nucleotides long. NCBI's taxonomy places the organism in Eukaryota, Fungi, Glomeromycota, Glomeromycetes, Entrophosporales, Entrophosporaceae. The record is from the annotation of a GenBank genome assembly.
AUGAUUUAUACAAAAUUAUUACCAACAUUUCCUCGUUAUUCUGUUGCUUUAAAGACUAAUAAUCAAUCUGCUUUUGAUAGGAACAAAAUACAUUCCAUACUUUCACGAAGAUCAAGCGGUAAUUCGAAAGUUACAGGAAGUAUAAUUGGUAUAGAUUUAGGGACAACUAAUAGUUGUGUGGCAGUUAUGGAGGGGAAAACCCCGCGUGUGAUUGAAAAUAGCGAAGGUGGUCGGACAACUCCUUCAGUUGUUGCUUUUUCAAAGAAUGGUGAAUUAUUGGUUGGAUUGCCUGCAAAACGUCAGGCUGUUGUUAAUCCCGAGAACACGUUUUUUGCUACGAAACGAUUAAUCGGUCGUCGAUUUAAAGAUAAUGUAGUUCAACAAGACAUCAGUAAUGUUCCAUAUAAAAUUAUUGGACACACUAAUGGUGAUGCAUGGUUGGAGUCAAGAGGCAAAAAAUAUAGUCCUGCACAAAUUGGUGCUUUCGUUGUUGGAAAAAUGAAAGAUACAGCUGUAAUUACUGUACCAGCCUAUUUCGAUGAACCACAACGCCAAGCAACAAAAGAUGCAGGUCAAAUAGCUGGACUUGAAGUAAAAAGAGUGAUUAAUGAACCAACAGCUGCUGCGCUCGCUUACGGCCUUGAAAAAUCGGAAGAUAAAUUAAUCGCCGUUUACGAUUUAGGUGGUGGUACUUUUGAUAUAAGUAUUUUGGAAAUUCAAAAGGGUGUUUUUGAAGUUAAAUCAACAAAUGGAAAUACUCAUUUGGGUGGCGAGGAUUUUGAUAAUAAACUUGUUAAAUAUUUGACCGAGAUCAAUUUACCAUUUAUUACAGCUGAUAAUUCAGGACCUAAACAUAUCAAUUUCACAUUGUCACGUGCAACUUUUGAAUCAUUGACAGAUGAUUUAAUUCAAAAAACUAUUACACCAUGUAAACAGGCAAUGAAAGAUGCCAAUGUUGAUAAAAAAGAUAUCAGGGAAAUAAUUUUAGUUGGUGGUAUGACCAGAGUGCCCAAGGUAUUCGAGUCUGUCAAAUCAAUAUUCAAUCGUGAACCAACAAAAAGUGUUAAUCCAGAUGAAGCAGUUGCUAUUGGUGCUGCAAUUCAAGGUGGUGUAUUGGCUGGUGAAGUGUCUGAUUUAUUAUUAUUAGACGUAACACCAUUGUCACUUGGUAUCGAGACAUUGGGUGGUGUAUUUGCACGUCUUAUAAACAAAAAUACAACUAUUCCCACAAAGAAAUCGCAAGUUUUUUCAACAGCUGUUGAUGGACAAACUAAAGUUGAAAUCAAAGUUUAUCAAGGUGAAAGAGAACUUGUUCGUGAUAAUAAAUUCCUUGGUAAUUUCCAAUUGGAUGGAAUUCCACCCGCUCCAAAAGGUGUUCCACAAGUUGAGGUUACCUUUAAUAUUGAUGCUGAUGGAAUAGUAAAUGUGUCAGCACAAGAUAAAGCUACUUCAAAAGAUCAAUCAAUAACGAUUGCUGCAUCAUCUGGAUUAAGUAAACAAGAAAUUGAAAAGAUGAUACACGAAGCUGAAUCACAUGCUGAUGCAGAUCGAUUGAGGAAGGAAAUAGUUGAGGCAACAAAUCAUGCAGAUUCAGUUAUAUAUGAAACUGAAAAAGCAAUGACCGAAUAUCACGAUCGACUCAAUCAAUCAGAAGUUGAUAGUGUUAAAUCUUUAAUUCAGGAGUUACGUGAUAUGGUCGCUAGUUCGCAACACAGUGUUCAAGAUGAAUCUGAUUUGUCAUCAUCGGCAGGUAAAGCUGAAGAUAUUAGAUUGAAAGCUGCCGAUUUACAAAAAGCCAGUUUGAAAUUGUUUGAAGCAAUUGAAGGAGGACAAUCUAGUGAAAGUGGUGGUGAGUCAGAAGGUGAAUAUCGAGAUGUUAAAGAUGACAAAGACAAAUAA